CCGGGCCCGCACCAGCAAACAUGCAGCAGGAAGAAGAGCCCCCGAAAGUAAUUCCCACAAGUGACAUCCAAACAUGGCUCAAAAAGAUUGAACUAAACCUGCAAGACGUCUGCUCUACAUCUGCUGAAGGUAAACUUAACACUGACCAGAAGAUCAAGAUUAACAACAUGUGUCGCAGCGUGGGCCACUUAGCCUCACAAAUGGCUAUCGAAUACCAAUCCCUAAAAAAAUCACGCAAUCCAAGCAUAUCAGGCCAAGCUCACCAAGAAAAAAUGGACCUCGUACAACGUAUCCAAGACCUAAAGCAGUCGAUUGAGGAAUCCCGCCGACAAGUUACCGGACCUGCUUCGUUUGCCGACGCCCUUAGGAAUAAUGGAACGAGGUACGUCCAGCCCUCUAACGUUAGCUCAGUCGCAAUCUACCCGGUCGACAAGUUGAAAUCGAGUGAGGAAACCAAAUCUCUCGUUCAAAAGAUUAUCCGGCCCGACGAAAUGAAGCUACACGUGAGAGGGUUACGCAAGAUCAAAAAUGGCGGUGUAGUGAUAAGCACUGACUCAAAAGAAGACGUAAUAAAACUCAAGCAAUCAGAGCAGCUUACGACCUCUGGACUCACCGUUGACGAGCCACAAAAACGCAAGCCCAGAAUUGUAGUCAUCGGAGUUCCCGCGGAUAUGCAGGAACCUGAAGUCCUGAAGUGCAUAUACCAUCAAAACUUAGCCGAUAAAUUACAAGAUUGGUCGCUCGAAAAAUUUAUGGCUUCCACUAAGCUAAGUCACAAAUCCGGAAAAAAGGACGCCGAGACCUGUAAUGAUAUAAUUGAAGUUUCUGGAGUAAUACGCAAGGCCCUAAUUACGAACGACAGAGUUUUUGUGAAUUGGUCAUCGUGUCCUGUUAGGGAUUUCUCCUUGGUUACGCGCUGUUUCAAAUGUCAGCUAUACAAUCAUGCAGCGAAGACCUGCAAAAUGGAUAUUAACAUCUGCGGCCACUGCGGCGAAGCGGGUCACUCAUUCAAGGAAUGCACAAAAAAGGACGAAGCCCCAAAAUGUGCAACAUGCUCGCACUACAAAAAACAAUGCAACCACCAAACCGGCGACGCCGCAUGCCCAGCUAGACAAAUGGCCGAAAAAAGGUAUCUAAACUCCAUAGAUUACGAAGGCGCCUAGGAGCGCCAACUUUUCACAUAUUUUUUAUAGCACUUCUUGUUUGAUUAGUUUAACUAUACUUAUGAAUAAUAGCAUAUUCUCUGGCCUAGAUAGUUUCUCUGUAUCAGAGUCUAAAGCAUACCACAGAGCUGCCCUACUAACCCUCUAUCGUAAAUCACGUAAUACAUGCACGCACGCGUAAUUUGUCAAUAAAUUAAAUAUAAACAAACUUGGAGAUAAUUUACGCAAUAUUGACUUUGGCCCCGUUUAUAAUUCUGCUGAUGCAGAAAAUAUAUGCUGUACUUGAUUAAAAAUGCCCAACAAGAAAUCUUACUUAACACCAAUAAGACACGUCUAAAUAGUAAGAAUUACAUGUAUUCAAACAGUACAAAAAAAAAUUUUUUUUCAUCUAGAUUAUUUGUCCUUUUGGGCCCAUUUUUGUACAUCAGGUUAAAUGCAAUACUAGACUUAUACCCACUUAGCUAUCUUUGUUGUAAGAACACUCUUCGACGCGCCCGUCAAAGAAUGACGUACGAUAAUACAGAGAACCUACUAAUAGUCGUAAAAUGAUUACCUACUGCACUGUGAUAUUUAAUACUUAAGAACCUACUUCUUUGUUACGGUGAUUACAGUUAUAUUGUGUAACACAUGUAGUUUAUAAGUGAAUAAUUAAAAAUUGAUUAAUAUUGUCCUUCACUGCCUGAAACACAGGGAAUCCUAGUUUAGGCAUUUGUAAACCACUUGUCUCUAUAUAAAUUCUUAGUCUUUAAGAACAACCACUGUACUAUACUUUUC
Messenger RNA from Cydia splendana, 1937 nucleotides. RefSeq lists its product as uncharacterized. Bases 21 to 1163 code for a protein of 380 amino acids. The record is from RefSeq and is a predicted model, not a curated record. Lineage: Eukaryota; Metazoa; Arthropoda; Insecta; Lepidoptera; Tortricidae. The transcript has a single exon. Gene Ontology annotation, molecular function: nucleic acid binding; zinc ion binding.